GACAGCGAGCCACAGCGAGCGAGCAGCCACCACGGCGGCACGCUCACGCUCGGUACCACUCGCACGGUCCGUGUCAGUGUCGUCGAUUCGCCGCGAGUUGCGGAGUAUUCCGCUGGGCCGUGUCCGUCGGCCGUCGCCCAGUGAGAUAAUAGGAUGCGGUAUCGCGCGCGGUUCCGGUGUUACACCCCGUGUCCGCGGCUUCGCGGGUACGUUGUCGGAGCCGCGGCCGCGUCCCGCUGAGAUUAUGCGCGGUGUGCCGAUCUAUCGCUCGAGUGUGUGUGCGGGUUAACCUUAAGUAUAGCGACAGUGUUCUUUACGCGCGCCUCAGGUAAGGUGAGGUGCAAAUAACGAGGGAGAAAGAGAGAGAGAGAGAGAGAGAAAGAGAGAGAGAGAGAGGGAGAAGAAAAGAAAGAGAAAGAGACGAAGAGAGUGUGUGCACGCAGGGAAAACAAGACUAGGAAGAGAUCGCAUAUUACAUGUCGUCGUCGGGACACAGCAGUCGCACCCGCACUGUCCACAUCGGCUCGAUCUUUCAAAAGCUACACGGCCGCUUCGCCGACGCGAUGACCCCGCCAAAAUUGUCGACCGACAAGCGUAUGCUAGACAAGACUUGGAAGCUGAUGGACAAGGUGGUGAAGCUGUGUCAGCACCAGCGCAUGAACUUGAAGAAUUCACCACCGUUUAUUCUCGACAUCCUGCCGGAUACGUAUCAGCGGCUGAGGCUGAUCUACAGCAAGUACGAGGACCGUAUGCAGGUGUUGCACAGCAACGAGCACUUCUGCGUGUUCAUCAACAAUCUGAUGCGUAAGUGCAAGCAGGCGAUCAAGCUGUUCAAGGAGGGCAAGGAUAAGAUGUUCGACGAGACGUCCCAUUAUCGCCGCAAUCUUACCAAGCUCAGUCUUGUGUUCAGCCACAUGCUGUCCGAGUUGAAGGCCAUAUUCCCGAACGGGGUGUUCGCCGGCGAUCAGUUUCGCAUCACCAAGGCCGACGCGGCUGAAUUUUGGAAGGAGCGCUUCGGAAACAGUACGUUGGUACCAUGGAAGGUGUUCAGACAAGAGUUGAAUCAAGUACAUCCGAUCAGUUCAGGACUACAGGCGAUGGCACUGAAAUCCACGAUAGAUCUGACGUGCAAUGACUACAUCUCCAACUUCGAAUUCGAUGUAUUUACGAGAUUGUUUCAACCAUGGUCGACCCUCUUGCGUAACUGGAAAAUACUGGCUGUGACACAUCCUGGCUACGUGGCUUUCCUCACGUACGACGAGGUGAAGGCGCGCUUACAAAAAUAUUGUAUUACCAAGCCCGGGAGUUACGUAUUUCGAUUAAGCUGCACGAGGCUGGGACAAUGGGCAAUUGGCUACGUCACGUCUGACGGUGAUAUUCUCCAAACGAUACCGCAUAACAAGAGUCUAUGUCAAGCGUUAUUGGACGGUUACCGGGAAGGCUUCUACUUAUACCCGGACGGCAGGAAUAUAAAUCCAGACUUGACAUGGGCAGUGCAACCGACGCCGGAGGAGCACAUAAAAGUGACAGCGGAGCAAUACGAAUUAUACUGCGAAAUGGGUAGCACAUUCCAGCUGUGUAAAAUCUGCGCCGAGCACGACAAGGACGUGAGGAUAGAACCUUGCGGUCACCUCCUCUGCACUCCAUGUCUCACAGCUUGGCAGGUAGAUUCCGAAGGACAGGGUUGUCCAUUUUGUCGAGCUGAGAUUAAAGGCACCGAGCAAAUCGUCGUGGAUCCGUUUGAUCCGCGAAGAACGCAUAGACCCGGAGCGCAUUCGGCGUCCGCUAGUAACGCAUCAACCCCCACGCGGGAUCUCGACCCUGACACCGAGGACAUAAUGGCGCUGUGCAACGGCAACUGCGGUCUCAUAUGCGACGACUCGGACGAGGAAGACGACUCUAGUCCCACGAAUUCGCCGGUCCCACCGCGGAGGAUCCUGCCGAGUCCGCCGUUGCCACCUCGAAGAACCUCACCUACACCGAAUAAUCAUCUUAAGAACGGCCGUCACCUGACAGUGCCGAAGGAGAACGCCCCGCCGCCGCCAACGGUCACCGCGGUAAUAAUGAAUUACGCCGACACGCCGCAGAAUAACAAAGUGAACGCGGAGGCGAGGUACGACAUGCUGCAUCGCGCGUCUUCUCCAUCGCCGGUGGUACCGCCGAUACCGCCCGCGCCGUCGGCAGCAGUGAGAGCUCACGCUCGUCGUUCCCACGGGAACCACACGAACACGUCGCAGCCGCCGCAACCGCAGCCGCAGCCGCAGCCGCCGACGUUGCCGGAGAAGCCGAGUCGCGCUGCUGCGACCAGCUCGUCGACGCCAGGGAACCAGACGGGCACGAGCAACAACGUGCCACCGGUGCCGCCGCCCUUGUCGGCACCACGACCACCGAAGGCCGGCAAGGAGAGUGCCCGACAAGAUCACCAUUACGAGAACACGAUCGUGAUCCCCGGCACGAGACAGCACGUCGUGAAGAACAUCAACCUGGAGGCGAACAGAGCGCGUUUGACGGCUCUGAUGAGGGGCAGAGGCGACACGGUGAGCGGAUCGGUGACCAAGCCGGAGCCCGCAGCGUAUGAGAACGUGAACGUUGAGCACAUCACGAGACUGACGGCGCUCGGAUUCACGCAGGACGCCGUGAUCAGGGCGCUCGGUAUCACUAGGAACGACCUCGAGAUGGCUUGCGACAUACUGCACGAAUUCGCCACGAAAUCCUCCUGACCAGGGCCAAAUGCCGAGGUCUCAUGACCGGCCUUACCUGCCAGACGGUACUUUUGACAGGGAACACGCGCGGAAUCCUGCAAGUCCCACCUCUAAUGCGUUCACAGAUACAUCGCGCGUCCUCGCGGAGCGUCUCACCACGUCAGUGCAGUACCGGAGACUCGACAGUGCCCGACAGUUUUGAAUUUUGAUUUUUGAGAGACAUUGACGAGCGGGGGAGGUGGCAUCGCGGCGAUUCCACUUGCGGGCGGUGAGCCUACGGAGAUGCUAACGAAGGAGAGUCAGGAGAGAGUGUGCAGAACGCACGCUUCCAACGAGAGAGAAGAAGAAUCUUUGGAGUAAGUUCCGGGAAAAUAUCCAUCGGACAGACACACACGUACACACUAACCAACAAACACACCAUCGACCUCGUCGUAUAGAUUUCGCGUAGAUAUUUCUCUCUCAGGAUGUAGCGCGAGUCUGCGGGGCGAAUUGUAAAGGAAAAAUUCCAAGUAUUCUCGUUUCUUGAUACGUACAAAGAAGACUGGCCGUUCCGUUGCGACGUGUAUGCGAGUAACACGAGUGACAGUGUUGAGUAAAGAAAAGGCGACGACCGACCAAAGGUGAUUUUACGGCUGCCGAAGUAUUCCUCCGCGAGCUAUAUAUAGCGACUAGUAGUAAGCCCUAUACUUUUUUUUUGUCUUUAGUACCUCUCUCGCUUUAAUUACUACAUUUCGUUCCUCAAUAUACUUAAGAUAAGGCGCGUUUACAAGAAGAAUUUGCUUGUACGUCUACGAAACACAAUGAUGCGGAGAGAGGAAGAGAAAGAGAGGCAGAGAGAGAGAGAGAGAGGGGGGGGGAGGAAGGAAGAGAGGAAGGGAGAAAGCGAAAGAGGCGAAAAUGAAGAAAGAGAUGGAGUAUAAUGAAAAGACGUGUGUAUACGCUACGCGCACAAAUUUAAGAUGCAGCGGAAGAAAAAGCGCUCUUUGAAAGUCUUCGGCCAUCUAAUUUUCCAUAUUUUAUAUUUUAUAGCGUACCUCACACGACACACAACGAGCGCGCGCGAUUCCCACGCCGACGCGUCUAGAAAUGACGACAUCGUAAUCCGCAAAGGCAAUACAAUAUCUUACCCGAGUCGACAUUCGUAUCGCGAAUAAGUAUACACAUCUGUUCAAUAAGAUAUACUCUACGUAGGCAUCGCGUCAGAGAUUCGUUAGACACUGCGUUUACGGACAUAAUAAAUAUAUAUGACGUUAUAUAGUACCGCGAGACCGAAAGUACGUAGACGAAAAAUGCCUGGCAUCUAAUUUUGUAAUUUCCAGUUCUACAACUUGUUCUCUCACGUUAAAUAGAAUAGUCAUAUACGGGGUGGCCUAUUUUAAUUCAUCCACUCGAAUAUUUUUAAAAGUGAGACCGGCAGGCAAAAAUGUUUUGCACAAAAGUUACAUGGUUUUACGAGGAACAUAAGACGGUGGCGAUAAUUUGACCUUGGAUAGUCACUUGAAGAUGACGUGAAAAUUACCUUCAAUUUCUUAAACCCUUAUUUUUCAUUGCAUAUAUUUGUGGCUUACGUCGAGAGCUUUCGGAAACGCCAGUCAACGCACAGUGAAGAAUACGAGAUUCCGUUUAAGAAAUUAAAGGUGACCUUCAUGUCACUUUCCGAGGUUAAAUUAUCGUCAUUGUCUUAUAUUCUCCUCAAAACCAUGCAAUUUUGGUCUGAAAUAUUUUUGUCUGCCGGUUUCAGUUUUCAAAAUAUUCGGCUGGAUGGAUUUUUUUUAAAAGAGGCCGCUCUGUAUAUAGACACACACACACACACGCACGCGCACACACACACACACACAUAUGUGUAUGUAUGUAUAGCUAUUUAAUGUAUAUUACGUAACGUCCUCCACAUUAGUACUAGCGUAAUUACAUUGCGCGAAUAUACCUCGGAAAGGAUAAAAGUAACACGAUAACGAUUCAGAUUGUAUAAAAUUGUUAUGCUUUACACUCAUGAUUUCCGAUCUUAGUUUCGAGAGACCACCCGAGCCGAGACACGAGGUCAGCCUUCAGAGCAUGUACAAUUGCGAUACUGAUACAACUGAUAUCACUUGAACACAAGUACACGUCUUGGUUCGCACGUAGGGUUGCCAGAUGUGAAAUGACUAUUUCCGGGACAUUUUUUAGGUGACGGUUGAAAAAUAGGUUGUUAGAGAAUUUUAGUUAAAUUUGAGAGAUAGAGGGGCAAGACGGCUAUGGGAUGCCGCUGUGCACUCGCAACAAACAAAUGCAUAAAUUCCGUGCCAGCAGAGAGAAGUUUGGACAUAAAUCGUGCGAUUGUAUUUUUUACCACGCGAAUGGCUUAGUUGACAUCAAUUUUCUUAGGUGGCACAUCGAAAAAUUCGACCCUAUAAAUCGCGGUCAUAAACCGCUCUCAGGUUUCUCUCUGGUACCAAUUAGAAACAUGAAUGUUAUGAUUAUGAUUUUGUUGAAAUUCUGAUUUUCCGGGACAAGCUUAAGAAUUCCGGGACAAUCCCGGAAAUACGCAGACACGAUCAACGACUAUGAUCAACUUGAAGUCGGUUUCUCGCCGAAACAUCAAAGAAAGGAACGUAGACACGCUAUAACUACGAUCGGCUGGUCGAUAUUUCGACGAACAUUAAAGAAACGUAAUACGUGAUACGGAUACAAUGAGUGUAGACGUGACUUAUCCUGUCCAGAUCCUGCAUCGAUUUGCCAACAUGGGAUCUCUCGUUUUAUUCAGUCGUAUCACUUCGUAUCUGGCAGUCAUGGCUGAUGCUAUGGAAUGAUCACAAGAGAAAGUGAUAGAAUAGAUUUUUAUAAACAAAACAGUACGUUUUGGAAUCCAGCGGAUCCCCAUCAUUUUAAUAGAUUGAAAAGAAAUGAUGCACGGAAGGAAGUUGCACGUGACACCGGAAGAUCAGCUGAGCAGUGCAGAAAGAAGAUAGAAUAUCUUCAUCAUCAUUAUCGCCAUAAUUAUCGCUACAAGUAUUUUCGGUUGAUAGAUGUUUCCGCCCCGCAGCGGAGCACCCACCCAACAAUACCGAAUCCAAGUCGAUCAUAGUCGUAUCGUUCCUGCGUAUCAUCUUGAUACGCAGAUGCGAUACAGUGUCUCGUCCACACACUUGGCCGAUUACGAUACGGUGAUACGACACGAGUCUGCACCUACUUUUACAGACUAGCUGAGUGUAUCUACCGAAUGUGUUACUUAGAUUCGUGCGUGUGAACACGCGGCUCUCAUAUCGCGUUGCGCCGAUCAGAGAAGUGAACGAUUCUGUAGCGUCGGUGAUACUUCAAAGUGUAUGUACGCGCCGAUUGCGAUUUCAGGUUCGCAGAUGAAUUCAAGGGAGGAAACUGCGAUCGAGUUUCGUAUUAACACUUGGAGAGAUACCGAGGACACGAGUUGACGUUCGUGUGCGAGUAACGUUUGCGGCCAGCGGUUGCGAGUGUUAACGAUAAAUAGCCACGGAGAGAAUCAAAUCGAGAAGCUAGAACGGUAUCGAGUAAAUAGCGCGCAAAAGAGUCCGAGCGCGAAGACGAUAACGGGAAACGUAUUUGCGCGCAAGUUCGUUGAGACGUUGCAAUCGCCGCUGCUGAGUCGACAGUAGCGCCGUCGAGAUACGCUGUACAUGUUACGCUUUACGUUAAUUUAUGCCUCGUAGAUGCUCAAACGCGUGAGGAAAAAGGAAAAGAAAGAAACGAAGGAAGGCUAUGACCUGGCGAGUUAGACGGCAACAUGCGUGUUCUCGUGACGUUCGACGAUGAUCAAAGGUGGCCACGGUUCUCUCGCGUGCCACGCUCACGAAGUAUGUGUCGUUCGUCAUAGUGAUAAGGCGAUUAGCGUGCGAGCGCGGAUCGAUUCCGACAAGACCGUGCACAUUUUGCGCGUGAUACCUGUUGCGCCGGUCGCACGAAUUAAUUACCUACCUCGCGAUUAUACCAAAGGUUACGAUGUGAUUGUCCGAUAAACGCAUUGCGAGAUAACGUUAUCCGAUGUCACAUUCGUUAGCGACGUUUUAACCCCCUUUCAUCACGUUGUAACAUACGCGGGCACGGGCGAAGAAACAUACAUACAUCUAAACGUACUAUGUAUAUACAGGGUGUUUCAGACCAUCUGUUCACCCCUUUUAUUUUGAAAAGGGGUGGAAAAGGGGUGAAAAGGGGUGGAAGUUGGGAAAACAUAUUUAUCACAAGAGCCCAUCCGAAGUUUCUGGUAUUUUCACUUUUGCGGAAACUUCCGAAAAUACUGGAAACCGAAGGCAGUUUAAAAUUUUUAAAUAACAUGAGGCGAUAUGGGUAUCGUUGGAUGGAGCUUUUAGAAAGAAACAUUUUUUGCUUGAAAAAAAAAAA
Molecule: messenger RNA, 7049 nt
Organism: Harpegnathos saltator (Jerdon's jumping ant)
Lineage: Eukaryota; Metazoa; Arthropoda; Insecta; Hymenoptera; Formicidae
Gene: Cbl
Product: E3 ubiquitin-protein ligase CBL
Exons: 9
Coding region: 477-2720 (747 amino acids)
Biological process (GO): negative regulation of epidermal growth factor-activated receptor activity; cell surface receptor signaling pathway
Cellular component (GO): plasma membrane; membrane raft
Molecular function (GO): SH3 domain binding; receptor tyrosine kinase binding; phosphotyrosine residue binding
Source: RefSeq, a predicted model, not a curated record